CGUAUCACAUGACAAGCUUAUGAUUUUGUCUGACAUGUUGUCUGAAUGCCGGAGACAUUUUGCGUAUUUUGUGUGGCACCUGUGUCAAAUCUGAGACGUAUUUGCAUUGCAAAUCACCACCGGUUUCAGCUGGUGACACGUUAAAAGAUUUUAUGCGAAUUGCUUUGCUCGUUACACAUUUUUUAUCCACGAAAAAGUUGAAUUCCAAAAUGAUCAGUCUCGAAUUCUCGAACCACAUCAAGACCUUCGACUUCAAGAGUCAAAGAAGCGAAUUAGAACGAGAAGCGAUCGAAAAAGUAAUUGCUGGGCAGUCGUUGUUUCCGUUGUUCGAAAACCACCAUUUGACCUUCGAGGAACAAAGGCAACUCAUGAAGACAAAACUUGGAUAUCCUCACAGAGGGGAAGAGAGCAGCCUUUUCUUAUUGGCUGUGGUAUGCGGUCACGUGGACUUGGCCAAAAGUCUCAUUGAAGGGAAGCUUGUUGACAUUGAAGAGCAAGGAACAGUUUUAGUGGGUUGCUGCACAGAUGACAAUGUCAAAACCUGUAGUUUUGGCUAUGAGAUUGGUGAGGAUGUAACACCUUUGUGGUGUGCGGCAGCAUGGUGUAAAUUUGACCUCGUCAAGCUUCUUGUUAGCAAUGGUGCAAAUAUCAAUCAUAAAUCAAGGGUCGGCUCCAACCCUCUCUUCAUGGCAUGUCAGUAUUUUCAUUCAAACAGAGCACGUCAGGUACUUCUAGGAAAACCGGACGUACCCAUCCAGCUUGAACUUGUGAAGUUCCUUGUCGAAAAUGGAGCUGAUGUUGGAGAAGUGGGCAGAAAUGGCAAUACCCCUUUGACUGUGGCAGCCUUGUCUGGAUAUAAGGACCCAUCACUGGUGGUGUACCUGCUGGAACAAGGUGCAGACCCAAAUGCUAAUAAUUCCCAUGGUUCCAGUGCACUGCACUUUGCUGCAGAGAAGGGUUGUUUGGAAACAGUGAAGGAGCUGGUUAAGCAUGGAGCUCAGCUGGAUGUAGUUGAUGCAGAAGGACUGACUCCCCUGCAGCGAGCUUGCUGUGGAUGUCAUGAUGAAGUGGUUGAGUGGAUCAUUUCACAGCCUGAUCGCAGUAGAGAGCAGAAGAUUGAUGCCCUGGAACUUCUUGGUGCCUCCCAUGCAACGCUUAUUGACAUAGAAGACAUUGAGUAUCCUAGUGAAGGGCAAAGUGAGGGAGAGGGUGAUGAUGAUGAUAGCACAUCCAUCCAACAUGGAUAUCAGCUGAUGCUAAGAGCAACAAAGGAGCGUUUCAGACCUCCUAUUAUCACAAAGCAAAACGUGAAGCCCCCUUUGGUUCUUUAUAGCAAUCAAGCAGAAAGCCAGAGCCUUAAAGAACUUGAGGCAUUGAGUAUGAACAAUGAAGCCAUUCGCAUGGAGGGUUUCAUCAUCAGAGACAGGCUACUUGGUGCUCUUCAUACACCAGAACUUCUCCAGCCACUUUUACACAAAGCUGUGGUUUUAGCCCACAAAGGUGACCUCAAGAUGGCUGCUUCUUUCUACAGCCAUGCCUUAUCAUACAAAUUGGUAUCUUCUCUUGAAAGCAAAGAAAUCUUGAGAAGAUUCCUUGUGCACUUGGCAUGCAUGAUUGAAACCAAAGUACAUUUGAAGAUUGCCGAUCUUGAGCCAGCUUAUCAGUUUAUAUCAGCUUGGCUUGGGCUUUUGGCAAAGAAAGAGGAACACCAGAGUGUUUCUUCUUUUGAGUUCCAAGAGCACAAAUGGGCUUUUGACCAUGAUCUUCUUCUGGCCUUCUAUUUCAUCUGUAUCUUGUGCAAUGUUGAUACUCCAAGUCAUGAAGAAGGCAAAAGGAAGUUAGACAUGGUCAAAGCAAUAGUGGAUCUGAACUUACAGAAUUCACAAGGUUCUGACCUGCUUCAUUUGGCAGUCUGGGAUUCAAUUAUCGAAGUUCACAACAAAGUCUCCAUGAAUGAAAUAUUCAGAGUACCCAACAGAAAAGUAAUAGAAAUUCUACUGCAAUGUGGCACAGAUAUCAAUUCUCAAGACCGGGCAGGAAAUAGCCCCCUUCACAUUCUUGCAACAGUCGACUCGAAACUGGCUAUUGUUCCCAAAGAUUUCAAAGAAAAUGGGGGAAAGGAGUAUGUGGACUUCUUUCUUAGAAAUCAUGCAAAAUUAGAUUUGAAAAAUUCAGUAGGAGAAAGGCCAGUAGAUGUGGCAGUAUCUGAAAUUACAAAAGGACUUCUUCAAAACUUGUGAACUGGAGGUGCAGUAGUGAAUGUACUGUCAAUUUCUGAACAAGAUUUUCAAUUGGUUGGGUCUAGAUAAAGUCUGUGUUCAAGCCUACUGGCCCAACAGUUGUCCAAAAAUUUAAAAUUAACCCCUCAAUUGAGGAGACCAAUCUGGAUGUGGUUCAAGCUUAAUUUGAGCCUAAAAGAUGCCACUUUAAAACAUGCCAAACUAUUUGAAUGACGUUGCAUAUUAAUUAAUUAAUUAAUUAAUUACACUGUAUGCAUCAUUUUGUACAUGGUGUCAUGACGACUCUGAAAUACCAUUCUAUUUAAUUGCUUACAUGUAUUUUGACACAAAUGCUUUUUUUGAUAUUUCCUCGAGUGCAACCCUAUAUGAUAUUUAUACGUUGACAGCUAAAAAUAGUGGUGUUUCGUCCUGAAUGCCUUAGGUGAGACUGGAAAUCUGUGAUUUACACCCCUAAGCAAGGCGACAAACAUCCCUGACCUUUCACAUGGGAGUCCCCCCGCACCCCACCUGGGCUUGUGGUUUCUUUCAAUGAUUUUAAGUGAUUAGUGGCCUAGUAGCUCACCACAAGUCUUUCUGGAUCAUAGCUCAGUGGACAUAGCAUGUGACUGGUAUGCAGAAUACUCCUGUCAGGGACUCAAUUUUUACCUUUUUCAUUUGUGAAUUAUCACUUACCAAAAUUUCAGAGAAAUAUUAUACACGUACAUAUAUCACUAAUAGAAUUGAUAGGUAAAUAAAUAAAUUAAGUAAGUAAUUAAUAAAUAAUUCAAUAAAAUUUGUAUUAGUGUUCUUACAAAUCCGGACAUAAGUAUGAGGGUGCUACAGACCCUGUUUUCUGAUUUUUUUUACAUAUCUAUAUUGUAACCAUCUUUGCAGGAAGUUCACACUCAAUGUUAUAUUAGUGUUCUUUCAAAUCCAGCUCUUUACUUGUAUGUAAAGGCUCAUUUCAAAGCUCUUAAUGUCUAGCAUAUUGGCAAUAUUGAUAUUAGCGGUAACAUCUUGAAACCAGUAGUGACUGUCCUUAUCUUUAUUUGUCAAGAGGUCAUGCUUGUAUGUAUGAGUAUUAUGGGCAGAUUUAGGGAAGGCUGAGGGCACUGUAAGCCCCAUUCACCCCCUGCCCGUUCUUGGUUUCUUAAGUUUUUUUUUAAACAGUGUAACCGUGUUUUGAAUGGGAUUGUAGGAUGUUCAUUUGUUGUGGGUGCAGGGUAAGGUCACCCUCUUGCCAGUUUCCACCUGAGAUCUUGGCUCAUUAUUUUUAGAUUGCAAGCCUAUCUGUAUAUUCUUGGGUUCUAAGUUAUAUACUUCUAAAAGUUUUUUUAUACUGGGAGGCCCGGGCAUUAAGUAGUACCGUUUGGUAUAUACCACACAAGUGAAUAGUGCUUUUCGCGCGCUCAGAUUGGUUAAGCCCGAGGUGAUUAACAAGUACCAUUCACCUCUACUUCGGUGAAUAGUUGUUAAAUAUUUGUAUUUUCGCAUCGUUUUAUUCCGUAUUUAGCUUUUCAUCUUUGCCAUACGUUAUUCUAUUAAAGACCGUUUUCAUUUGA
Orbicella faveolata is the source of this 3781-nucleotide messenger RNA. RefSeq names its product protein fem-1 homolog B-like. Gene Ontology annotation, molecular function: protein binding. The record is from RefSeq and is a predicted model, not a curated record. Lineage: Eukaryota; Metazoa; Cnidaria; Anthozoa; Scleractinia; Merulinidae.